UUUUCCUCGGGGGUUUCUGUCACAUAUCCUUGGCUCCGUGUGACAGCUGACCGGGAGGCUGUCAUCACAUCCGUCACCUGCGCAAAAAGUCUCUAAAUGGAUUGUAAAUGAUCUUGAUAAAAUAUUUACACCUGACAUCCGAGUGUGUGUGUCAACAUUAGACAUGGAUUCUCCCUGGCUUUGCUGUGUUCCUGUGGGACAACCAACCCAACCCCAGUAGCUAACUGAAAACAACCAGGCAGCCCCACAGACUGCCGUUCUCUUUAUCUCUAUUGGCUGGCUGCCACAGCUUCACCAAUCCUGACUGGCUCUGGCGGAAGCGUGGAUGGAGCCAAGGGAUCUGGUUGGCUCAGCCCGACCCAAAGAGGCGGAGUUACAGGGUGGCAGGGUGGGGCCAAAUGAAGAGUGCCAGGCUGGAGCAAGUGGCAUUGGUUUGUCGUGUGGUGAUGAUGUGAUUACUGGUGCCAUCAGCGAAGGGGAGGGGUUAGAGGAGCAGGGGGAGGGGCUUCUGGAGGAACAAGAAUUCUCCAUCAAGGAAGCCAGUUUCCAGGAAGGAAGUCUAAAACUGAAGAUCCAGACCACCAAGCGUACUAAGAAACCCCCCAAAAGCCUUGAGAACUACAUUUGUCCACCGGAGAUCAGGAUGACAAUCAGACCUCCUAGUGGAGAGGGCAAAACGGGGAGGCAGAGUCGAACAGGAAGUACAGCAGGAGCUGGACGCGGUCUGAAGGAUGAAGAACGAGGUCCACCAAGAAAAAGGACAUACGAGCGCCAGUUCAGAAUGCCUGAACACAGAGAGGGAGGUCUUCUGCAACUACUGGGAGAUCGCACUCCACCCAAACACCAGCUCCGCAGCGCCCUCCUUCAGCCAAACACGCUCUCACAUGUGCAACAAACUCAACUCACCCAUACGCAGCAAUUCCACCAACUCGAUCCGGACUGGAUCACAUCCUCUACAGCACCUUCUGUAUCUCCAGCUAACCAUGCAGACUCAGAUUCAGCCAGGGAUCCAGCAGGAGCCACUCGGGGUUCUUUACUUGAUCCAGUAUCACCAUUUUCUCAAAGAAGCCCCUCUCCUCAGAGAUCCUUGACACCAGAUCUGCAGUUACCAGUUGUUACAGAUGCUAGUAUUCUCAACCUGACUUCUUUAAGCAGGGGGCGGGGCUUGCAAGAGGUCAGUGAGCAACUCUUUGGGAACAUCAAGAGGAAGUAUGGUCGGAAGGACUCCCAAAGGAUGCUGUGCAAUUCCCACAGUGUUGAUACCCCUUGGCGGAGACAGCAAGAGAAAGGAGUGGAGAGCCCAACCAAUUCAGAGGAGAGACAGAAGUACAGGCCAGAGGAGAUGGCUGAGAGGAUUCAUGAAGAAAGAGAGGAGAGGAGAAAAGAGGAAAGAGAAAGUGGAAUUGCAGGAAGGAGAGGAGAGGAUGAGGACAGAGGCAUGUCCAUGCUGGCAGAAGAAGGAAAGGGAAGGAAAAGGCGAAGGAGGCCUUCUUUUGAUGAGUCAUUUAUUGUAGACGAGCAAUCACAGCAAAGGCACGACUCUGACACUAUCGAAAAGAAUCACCCAGUUCCUCCAGAACCCAAAGUAGCACACAAGACAGAGACUCACAAAAAUGAGUCUCGAGUCACAUGUCAGACAGAGAGCACUGGAGAGAGGUCAGAGAAAGCAGAGAGGGUGGAUAAAGAUGAAAAACGAGACCAGGGAGAGAGGGGAAACAUGGCCGAAAGAGUAGAUACAAUUGGAAGUGUGCCUGGUUCCGAAUCAGCUUUAACUACAAAUAGAAUGAAAAAGAAUCCUGCCGGUCGUCCUAAGAUCAGCACAGACACCAUUAAAUACAGAGAGUCAAUUCAAAACCACAUCAACAAACCUAAUCUUACCAUAAACACAAGACUGGCAAGCCCAAGCCCCAGUCCCAGGGCUAAUAUCAGUCCCAGCCCCAGCCCUAAACCCAGAUUUAAUAGUAGCCCCAGUCACAGUCCUAGGUCCAGGGCAACCUUGAGUCCUAGCCCAACUCACAGCACCAGUUCCACAGCUACUGUCAGAAUAACCAAGACCAAGGACAGAUGGUCCUAUCUGAAAGCCAAAAGUCCUGCCAGCCUUACGUCACCCCAUAGGGAAAAUCUCAGCAGCCCAUCAACCUUAGCCGACCCACCUUCAGCUUUCCCUAUCACUCCCUCUAGCCCCCUUUAUACCAAUAUUGACAGCCUGACUGUCCACACACCCAUCAAGAGGAAACGAGGGCGACCCAAAAAACAGCCCCUUCUCACAGUGGAGACGAUCCAUGAGGGCACCUCCACCUCACCCCCAAGCCCGCUAACACAGGAAACGGCAGCAGGGUUGAGCCAUAGGAGGAAAACACUCAUGCUAAAUACAUUAGUUCAAAUGUCCAUGUCAUCCAACAGUGCAAAUUCUAGCAGUCUCCAACUAAAGCGUGGCAGAGGUCAUUCUAAGCCAGUGAAUGUAGUGAAGCUUGGGAAGGUACAGAACAUCUUGAAUGAAAUCCUUUCAAGUUCCGCACAGAAUGGCACUCUGGCAUUGAAGUCAUCCUCCGCCCCAGUUACUACAGCUGUGAGUGCUAUGGCAUCCACCAUUGAGGCUCGGCUUGGAAAACAGAUAAAUGUCAGCAAGAGGGGAACAAUAUACAUCGGAAAGAAGAGGGGGCGAAAACCCAGAGCAGAAACACAAGGCUCCAACCCUCCAAAAGCUGUUCGGGAGAAGCUUACACUGUCUGCCUCCAUGUCCAGUCUCUAUGAGAGCCCUGUAGUGCCUUCAACCACCUCUUCCCCCAGCUCCAUCAUUUCAUCUGUAAGAACUAGCCACCCUGAUGCUGCUAUGCCCAGUCUGCAGCCCAUCUCAGCAUUGCCCACCAAGCUAACUGGAAGAGGCUUCCUCUCUGGUGGAUGGAAACUUUCCCCUCCACGUCUUUUAGCUAAUUCACCCUCCCAUCUGUCUGAGGGGGCAUCAGUGAAGGAGGUGACCCUAUCCCCCAUCAGUGAAUCUCACAGUGAAGAGACAAUACCCAGUGAUAGUGGAAUUGGCACAGAUAACAACAGCACCUCAGAUCAAACUGAAAAAGGCCCUGCCUCACGACGCAGGUACUCGUUUGAUCUGUGCGGCUUUGAAAUGGUAGAGACAACAGCUCCGGAAGCAGCCAGCAGGGGCAGCAGAGCACGCUGUGAACGGCAGGUGGCUGCUGUCAACAACUUUUUGUCACAGCAGGAGAAAAAGCAAAAACAUCAUCGCCGGAAAAAGAAGUGCCUACAGAGCCGGGAUCAUCUACACUUUCUUUCUGAACUGGAGGAGGUUGUGGUCAAGCUCCAGCAACUACGAGUGUCUCACAGACGAUACACCUGCUAUUCACAGCACCCAUAUCCUUCCAUUUUCCGCCUCAACUUUCAUCAUUACUACCCUGUUACCUACGACUCCUAUCCCUGUGAUUCUGGCCCAUAUCUCCGCAGGAGUGCUGAACUAAAAGCUAAGAGAAGACGUGGCCGUCCAGCCAAAGCCAGUGAGCCAAUCACCUCAAAACUGCCUUUUGUUCAAGGAUAUGGUUAUCCGCUGGCAGGGGGAAAUUACUAUGCAGCACCCUAUGCCAUGCCUUACGCACCUCCGCUGAGUCUGGGCUACUUUCCCCCUGCUCCUCCAUUCUACCUGCCUCACCACUCUCUAGGACCUGCACCCCCAUCUCCCUUCAUGAGGCCCACUGUCCCACCUCCAAAGACUUUCCACUCUGGUGGUACACUACAGCCAGGGGCCAAGCUUCGCAGCUCAAAUGGUCCACUCCAAGGAUCUUCUGUACGUGGAGAAGGUCUGGGAUCCCUGGUCACUGGUGGUGCAGGUGGUCUUGCAGGAGUUCGUCUCCAUAAGAGGAAGCACAAGCACAAACAUAAGCACAAGGACGAACCCCUCUUAUCACCACGGGACCGGCAGGAGUUGGGUGCUUUUAGUGGAGCUAAGACCACUGCUCGGCUUAGCAUGUUGAGUGAUAGGAGAGACUUAGCAAGUCAAGGCUCCACAAAGCAUCUAGAGAAGCAGCGGGGUAACAGUAGAGGCUCAAGCCUGGUAUCAAGUUUAGGGAUGUUUGAAUCUGACCAGCUGACCACACACUCUCUUGCUAACAGCCAAUUCCACUCCAGUCUGACCAGACAGCCAAUAAACAGCUUCUUGAGCAGCUACUGUAGCCAAUCACAGCAACCGCAGUCAGCUUCUGACCUCUUCCUAAGUUCAAAGGAGGACACGUGCGAUGGGAUGAGCAGGAAGAGGGGUGUAACUGUGUUUGGAGAUCAGGGCUUAAUGUCAUUCCAAACUGCCAGUCAAGAGUCAGGGCAGAUGACCCAGUGCUCCAGUACUUCACUCAAUGGUGUUCCCGGCAAGCGGAGGUAUAAGCGACGUGAGGUGGAGCAGAUCCAAAAGGAGGUGAAGAGGAUGCGUUCGUUCUCAAAUGUCCUAUCAUCUCAGACGAACUUUGAGCAUGUGCAAAAGAUUCUCCGAGUGAAGCGCCUGCAGAGACAAGCCAAAACAGGAAACAAUGUCAUCAAAAGACGGCCUGGGCGGCCCCGAAAGCAGCCUCUCGAAGAAUCGCACCUCGCCAAUACAAUGGAGGUUCAUACUGAUGGCAGAAGUUUGGACAUGUUGACCAGUAGGAGAUCUAAUGGGAGGACUCUUGGGAUGCCUGUGCUGGAGAGGUGUGACGACGUACUGGGUAGACAAAGCGUAAGACCAGGCUCGAGCACCGACCCUCUGGAGUUCUCCAAUCAUGAUUCCAUCUCUGCAACCAUUGAAACAGUGGUGCAUCAAGCACGUUCUGUGGCUGCACUGGCCAAAGCAGGAAAGCGCAGAGGCAGGGGGUCCAACAGAGAUACGCUAUGGGCGCCUUCAAACCAAUAGAACUGCAGGGGAACUGUGGAUCCCAAUGGAGAGGAUUUAAAGCAGUCAUUGUUUCAAACCUAUCAGAUGCAGUGCCCUUAAUGCUGGGACUUCUCAGUGCACUUUGAUUGCUUCUCCUCUCUGAUUUGUUGUGAAGACCACAAUGGGGGGGAAGAUGGAACAAUAGGAGGGAACACUAUCAGUGCCAUACCUCUUGUUUCCUAAACCCAACCAGAAAUGAACCCCACAAGGACUCAUUAGACCUUCAUUUAAUAUGGCACUAUAUGGUACUAUUUGAUACCGAAUCUAAAGCUAUAAAAGUGUGCGGUACUCAUGAUAGUGUAGGAUACUAUGUGAUACUAUCUGAUACAGUGUUGUGUAUGGUACUUUAUGACACUGUAUCUGAAUGUGGCUUUAGCCAUACAGUAUAUUUACCAGCAAUGGGAAGGGGGAUGAUUAAUAUAAAACUGUGCAGCUCUGCUUAUUUAUGCCUUUCUGAGGAAGCUUUUCAAAGAUGUGGGAUAUUACAGUGGCAAUUAAGCCACCUAAUAAGCCACCUUGCAUUAUGACUUAUCCCUGUUUUCACACCCAUCAGUACCGCCCUUGUUUUCUUGCUCUCUCUGGGGAGCAAAAGAUAAUACACUUCCUGGCAGCUCCUCACACCCCCAGCCCCGCCUUCCACUCGACUUUCACCCAGUUUACCAGCUCGCCCCUGUAUGUGUCACUCAGUUCCAUCUUUCCUUGUCACCUCAUUUACAAGCAGUAUUUUGUAUUUCUUGUCUUGUCCCCUGUUUCCACUUAUUCCUGCCCUCCCUGCUCAGGCCUGACCUGUGCAGAGACAAUAUAGGCAAUAUGGUGGAUGACACUGUCCCAGACUGUACAUAGAAACGAAGUCCACUGUUGCCUGCCUUGUAUAAUGGUAAACCAGCUCAUAGACUUGUACUGGCAUAGAGUAUAUAAACUAGAAUUGUUGUACCUAGACAAUGAAAGGUGUGUAUGUUUUAUAACCAAAACAGACAUGGUGCGACUCAAGACAAGUUUGUUUUCAGACACAAAGAACCACAUGUAUCCAUUCAUAUUCUCAUUAUUGUGUUUGUGUCCAGGAAGGCUUUGCAUACUGGAGGAAUAUCAAGUGUGAUUUCGAUAAACCUUAAAAUUGGUUUAAUGCACUAUUUAAAAACAAAAAACAAACAAACAUACACUUGCAUCAAUCAAAUGAAGCACUUACAUGCUUGUUCCAGCCUUACAUUUUGGCCUUCUAUGGUAUGGAUGUCCAUUCCAGAGAGCAUGCAUUAUUUUUAAUCAAUUUGAAUAUGCAGGCUACGCAGCCAAAAGCGUCAAACCGAAGCCCACGUCUGAAUCAAGAUUGGAUGGUUGAGCUGGAGAAGUCACAUUUUCAGUUUGUACCCGGGAAAUAUUUUUGAAAUCAAAAAUCCUGUAUUUAGAUUUAGAAACCAAAGUCUUACUAUUCCCAGCAAGGAUUUGUUA
Thalassophryne amazonica is the source of this 6355-nucleotide messenger RNA. It is a transcript of the gene setbp1, whose product is annotated as SET binding protein 1. The record is from RefSeq and is a predicted model, not a curated record. Gene Ontology annotation, molecular function: DNA binding. Lineage: Eukaryota; Metazoa; Chordata; Actinopteri; Batrachoidiformes; Batrachoididae.